AUGGAGGUUCUCUCUUCUCAUGAGUCCCCUCUGAGUUUUAUCAACAAGACUCUUUGGAAGUUUGGUGAGCUUUCAGAGUUGUUUGCAAAUCUUGGAAAAAGUUCUAUUUUUGUUGCAGGGGUUAAUAGUGAGGAAGCUUCCCGUUUAGCUGCCAAAUUGGGUUUUGUCCUUGGGCAUCUGGUUCAUUAUCUUAGGCUUGCUUUACUUCAUGGGCGGUUACGACCUGCUGAUUGUGCUCCUCUUAUUCAACGGAUUAUAAGCCAAAUUUGUUCUUGGUUUGCUAGAUAUUAUAGUUUGCUAGUAGACUUCAGCUUAUUCGUUCUAGGUAAGGAGGAAGGUAGAGGAGGUGCUAAGGUGGCGUGGGCUGAGGUGUGUCUUCCUUUUGAGGAGGGUGGGCUUGCUAUCCGUGAUGGGCCUUCUUGGAAUAUUGCGAGUAUGAUGAAGAUUUUUUGGUUGCUUCUGGCGAAUUUGGUUUCUCUGUGGGUUGCUUGGGUGAAGGCUUAUAUUCUUAAGGGGAGGUCGUUGUAG
Molecule: messenger RNA, 528 nt
Organism: Cucumis sativus (cucumber)
Lineage: Eukaryota; Viridiplantae; Streptophyta; Magnoliopsida; Cucurbitales; Cucurbitaceae
Exons: 3
Coding region: 1-528 (175 amino acids)
Source: RefSeq, a predicted model, not a curated record